Messenger RNA from Panicum virgatum (switchgrass), 1095 nucleotides. Its product is annotated as proteasome subunit beta type-6-like. Gene Ontology annotation, cellular component: proteasome core complex. The coding region runs from base 172 to 909 and encodes 245 amino acids. The record is from RefSeq and is a predicted model, not a curated record. NCBI's taxonomy places the organism in Eukaryota, Viridiplantae, Streptophyta, Magnoliopsida, Poales, Poaceae. Gene Ontology annotation, molecular function: threonine-type endopeptidase activity. The transcript is spliced from 8 exons.
UCUUGCGAGAGAGGCCAGAACCGAGCAAACUUAACCCAACUCCAAACAACUGAAUCGAACCAGUACUACCAGACCAGAGAUCACCACAGCUCCUGCAGUUCUGCAUCGGCUCCGCUCCGCUUACCUCACCGGCCUAGGGUUUUUGCCGCGGCUCAUCUCGCCCGCUCCGCCAUGGCCGCCGCUCACGAGUGCUCCGCCGCCGCCGCCGGCGAGGCCCCGACCACCGGGGAGCACCGGAUGGGGACUACCAUCGUCGGGGUCUGCUACGACGGCGGCGUCAUCCUCGGCGCCGACUCCAGGACCAGCACCGGAAUGUAUGUGGCAAACCGUGCUUCUGACAAGAUUACUCAACUGACGGACAAUGUGUAUGUCUGCCGCUCUGGAUCUGCUGCUGAUACACAAGUCAUUUCAGACUAUGUACGUUAUUUCCUUCACCAACACACAAUCCAGCUUGGGCAACCAGCUACUGUCAAAGUUGCAGCAAACUUGAUUAGGUUGCUAGCCUAUCAGAACAAGAACAUGUUGCAAGCUGGCAUGAUAAUUGGAGGAUGGGACAAGUAUGAAGGAGGCCAAAUUUUCUCCGUUCCCCUUGGUGGAACGAUUCUGAGACAGCCAUUUGCAAUUGGAGGUUCGGGUUCAAGUUACCUAUAUGCGCUGCUUGAUCAUGAAUGGAGAGAGGGAAUGAGCCAGGAGGAGGCGGAGAAAUUUGUGGUGAAGGUAGUUUCCCUUGCUAUGGCCCGUGAUGGUGCUAGUGGAGGGGUUGUUCGUACAGUUACUAUAAAUGCUGAUGGUGUGAAGAGGAACUUUUACCCCGGCGACAAGCUGCCACUGUGGCACGAAGAGAUGGAACCCCACAACUCGUUGCUUGAUAUUCUAGCUGCUGGAAACCCUGAUCCAAUGGUGCAGUGAAUUUGCACACCAGCCAUGGCCCUUUCUUUGUGAACUUCCCUACUGUAUCUGACUUCUAGAUUUCAACUAAAGAACUCGAAACCAUUCCUGCCAAAUUAUGCCACACCAAUGUAUUUACGUUUUCUUGUUAUCGUUGUUUCAGUUUAGCACUAUGAUUGAUGUUUCAAAGCAAUGGUUAUCACAGCA